This is a messenger RNA of Mytilus trossulus (common blue mussel), 1305 nucleotides long. RefSeq names its product inactive protein tyrosine kinase pTKL-like. The record is from RefSeq and is a predicted model, not a curated record. NCBI's taxonomy places the organism in Eukaryota, Metazoa, Mollusca, Bivalvia, Mytilida, Mytilidae. Bases 6 to 929 code for a protein of 307 amino acids. The transcript is spliced from 3 exons.
CAAAUAUGACAUGCAACAAAUUUUGUAAAAUAGAUUCCAUGGAUAAGGUGACAAGAUCUAAAGCAGAAAUUACUAGAACAGCUCAUAGUAAUAGGUUUCACAGCACAUCUGAUCAGGGUUUUGAGAUGGCCAUAUCAUCAAUUAUACAGUACCUAGGUGAUCUGCAAGACACCCCCACAACAAGAGAAAAAGUUAGAUACCGCCUUAAAAAGAGAAUGUACAACCAACAGGGUUAUGAAAAAAUAAAAAAUCUUGCACAAAUGAAUGGGGUGAGUGUAAAGAAAUGCCAAUCUGCAGCUGUGAAGCGUGGUCUACCGUUUAUAAAUGAGCCAGCAACAAAACAAACCAAAAACACAGAAAACUCACCUGUGUCAACUUCAGUUUCUCCUAUCAACACACCUAUUGUGUCUCCUGCUGCCACACCUAUUGUGUCUCCUGCUGCCACACCUAUUGUGUCUCCUGACGUCACACCUAUUGUGUCUCCUACCGUCACACCAAGUAUUUCUCCUGCCGUCACUCCUAUUAUUUCUCCUGCCGUCACACCUAUUGUCUCUCCUGCCAUCACACCAAUUGCUUCUCCGACUCCGUCUAGAUCUUCAUCAGUCACCAUGUCCUCAGGGUCACCAAAGAUAACCGAGAAGGUAUUCAAAACAGCUAAUGGUGUCAUGUUUAAGAUCAAAGAUGUUGUUUGUAUUGCAAAUUCAAAAACACACUGUGACUAUGCUGAAGUAAAAAAAGUCUGGAAGACCAAAGUGGACAUUCAUUAUUUGAAAAAAACUUCAAAGGGACUUACAAGUUGGAUGCUUUCAUCAAAUGUAAAUUACAAAGACAGUGUCCACAUCAAUUCCAUUUUUUAUUCAUUAGGAAAGACAGACUAUAGCCAAGAACACCACCAGGUCAUCAAAGAAAAACUAUCCAAACUUUUUUAGAAUUUAAAUAAUCAUAUUGUAUUGUUGAGAAUGUAUAUAUAUAUAUAUAUGUAAUUUGUUAGUCCCCUCCUAGAAAUGCCAAGGGAACAAAUCUGUCUGUCCAAUUUUUCCUCCUGAAAAGUCAAUUUACCAAUUUUUUUCAUCAUCCUUGACUUUAAUAUUUGGUAUAUAUAUAGGAUUUUUACUGAAAUUUACAUGUCGUGUCUAUAUUGUCUUCCAAUCAUUGAGAAGCUUAAUAUUCCUUUUACAACACAACGUAAUUAAAACGUUUAGCUUACUUUACCGAGUUAUCUCCCUCUAAAGUUAGGAACCACCUUAAUAGCAUUUCGUCUAGUAAUUAGACAUGUUAUUCAAUAUAUAUAGGAAUUUAUUUGUC